Molecule: messenger RNA, 579 nt
Organism: Striga hermonthica
Lineage: Eukaryota; Viridiplantae; Streptophyta; Magnoliopsida; Lamiales; Orobanchaceae
Source: the annotation of a GenBank genome assembly
AUGAAUUACGAGGGUUUUCAGCGGGACUUGAAAAUAUCUGCAAGCGACUUCACUUCCAAGAAAAAUAGAACGGCCUUUGGACAGAGAACAAUUGAUCUGGGGGCAAAGAGAGUUGUUGUGCCCGGUAACUUCCCGAUCGGCUGCCUCCCGAUUUACAAAACUGCCUUCCAAACAAACAAUUCGUCGGAUUACGACAAUAACCAAUGCCUCAAGCAACUAAAUGAGUUUGCAGUGUACCACAAUCGGGAGCUGCAGAACGGGAUUAACCGGAUGAUUCAAGAAGAGAAGUCGAAUGCACAAAUCAUGUACGUGGAUUAUUACAAUGCUUACGAGCUCCUCCUACAUUUCGCCAGACAUCAUGGUCUCGAUUCGGAAAGAGCUUGUUGUGGGACGGGAGGGAAGUACAAUUUCAACAUGACGAGCAUGUGUGGGGCCCACGGAGUUCCGGUUUGUAGGAAUGCGAAUUGGUUCGUGAGUUGGGACGGGAUACACUUGACGCAAGAGGGUUACGGGAUAAUGUCUGGGUGGUUGGUGCGCGAGUUGCUCGGCAAGCGCAAUUGUUUUCGGUGGCACUCAUGA